Callorhinus ursinus (northern fur seal) is the source of this 4102-nucleotide messenger RNA. RefSeq names its product cytochrome b5 type B (gene CYB5B). The record is from RefSeq and is a predicted model, not a curated record. Gene Ontology annotation, molecular function: heme binding. NCBI's taxonomy places the organism in Eukaryota, Metazoa, Chordata, Mammalia, Carnivora, Otariidae. Gene Ontology annotation, cellular component: mitochondrial outer membrane; intracellular membrane-bounded organelle.
CUGAGUUACGGAAGCCGGGGAGGGCUGAGCACAAGGUCUACUUCGAGGAAGUUAACCUCGGAAGCCAGGAUAGUGGUAGAGAAGAACUAUUUCAGGCCCAAUGGCGACUGUGGAAGCAAGCGACAGCGAUGGGAAAGGGCAAGGGGUCGAGACCUCCGUCACAUAUUAUCGAUUGGAGGAGGUGGCGAAGCGCAACUCCAUGAAGGAGAUAUGGCUGGUGAUCCACGGGCGAGUCUACGAUAUUACCCGUUUCCUUAACGAGCAUCCUGGGGGAGAAGAGGUUCUGCUGGAACAAGCUGGUGCAGAUGCAAGUGAGAGCUUUGAAGAUGUCGGCCACUCCGCUGAUGCCAGAGAAAUGCUAAAGCAGUACUAUAUUGGUGAUGUGCAUCCGAAUGACCUUAAACCUGAAAGUGGUAGCAAGGACCCUUCGAAAGAUGCCCCGUGCAAAAGUUGCUGGUCGUACUGGAUUUUGCCCAUCCUAGGCGCUAUUGUCUUAGGUUUCCUGUACCGUUACUACACGGCGGAAAGCAAAUCCUCCUGAGGAGACCGUGUGGAAGUUGGAAAGCAUAUCCAUUGGGAGUGCGAGCUAGAGACUUGUUUGGAGGCCAAGCGAUGCCCUCUUCUCGAAUCCUGCUGGGUGUGUGCUUCCCCCUUGGAGGCCAGAUGGUUGGCCAGACGCCCACCCCAGACCUGGGGCCAGUGUCCUUCAUUUCCCAGAGCCUUACUCCCAAAGCACCUGCUCAUUGUUCUGUGUCCCUGCCAGUGCUCCUGUCUCCACUGGCUUCCACCAGCCCCUUUGUGUUUCUGAACUUGGUUUUAUAAUUACAAUCCAAAUGUCCCAGUGACAUUGUCCUUUGGUGAAAAUGCCUGCUUUCCAGUUCCUUGAUGUACAUCAGACGUUCUUAACAGGGCAACACACUGGUUCUGAAGCUUUCCUUUUUCCAUUUUUCUUCUGGCUUCAUUCUAUUAUUUAUCAUAAGGGGUUUAGUUAGUGAAGUAAAGUUGCACACCUAUGACUUAAAACACAACUGCCAGAUGAUCUCGUUCCUUGUUUGUAUUUGUUCAAACUCUGAAGGACCGUGAAAUCCUGUCCUCCCUCCGGAGCUAGGGUAGCAGGUAGCUCUUGCCACCCCCCAUGUCUGCCAAGUGCUGGACAGAACUGUGCUUCCAUCGUAUGUCUUGGGAACGGAGACGAAGAGGGAAGGGGAGAGAUGAACUGGGGUGAGUGAUAUGGUGAAUUCCUAGUCCUCUUUGUUUCGCAAAAUAUUGAGACACUACUUAGGAUGGGAGUUUAGGAAAAGCACCAAAGACUUCAUUCUUUUCUUUUUUUUUCCCCCAAAGACUUCAUGCUCUACUUUGGUGUGGCAUCACUUUCUAGCCAUCUUCUUUCUUUUCCCCCCAACUGUCUUAUUGCUGAGAUACAAAUUGAUAAUUCUAUUUGUAGAACUUUACCAAAAUUUUUUUAUUGAUUAGUGAAUUUUUUCACUCCCUGUUUUACAAAAACAAGAGAGUCCAACUUGAUCAAAGCUACAGUAGCUGAUUUUCUAUUAGCCCCAGUAAAAGAACUUCCAUAGUAAAGUGACCUUCGAAAGGGGGAGACUGUGACAAGAGAAUGCUUUCCAUUUCAUCCGGAUUUUACCUCCAUGGCUCCAAUUUGUGGUUUUGUUGUUUUUCCAUUGAUGGGGAAAAGAAAAAAGCAACCAGCUAGAAGUUUUAUUCCUUUUAUUCCUUUAAUUGAAGAGUAGGUUAUUUAGAAUUAUGUGAGUGUUUCUUCUUGGUUCAGGAAUUUCUCUGGCUUAUUUGACUUUACUUUUUUUUUCCCUGUGGAAGCACCUGAGGAGACAGUGUACGGGCUGUUUUCUGCCAACAAUUGUUUGUGGUGAUUUUUCUCCCCAUCUUUUAAGCAUUACCAGUUUGCUUCUGAGCCAUUGUCCUGUGCAGCAAGGAGUGGCUUGGUUCCAGAAGGACCAUGGACACUACUCAGUAUCUCCCCCCACCCUGCCUUCACUUCCAACUUGCCACAGACUUGACAAGACAGGAAAGGCCCCCGCAAAGCAGUGUCUGCUCCUGCAGACUAUUUAAGAAAAGGUUCAACCCAGGUCCUGUAGUGAAUUCAGAAUUCAUCAAAAUAAUAUUAACCUUGUAUUUGCACACUUGGAUAUGAUAUUAGGAAGAAAUUUUAGGGGAUUUUUGGCAUACUUUUAUAUAUCAGUGGUGUGGGAAUAGUCAAACUUUUAUCUUUAGAAAAUAUUGUAUAAGAUGCCACUUUUAGACAAUUUAUUGAAAAAAACCUUUGGUGAUUAUGUAACAUAAGUGGUGUGACUGUUGAUGCUCCUCCCAUUUGAAGGCAUAAGGAAGGGCUGCAUUGAAUAAGAAUUUGUAUAUAAUUGCUGUAAUAAUUAAGCUGCAUGAUUACAUGGGCCACAUUGGGGGUAGAAAUGACGAACAAAGGACUAUUGAGGAACUGGAAGGGGAACAUUGAGGCUGAAACUAAGCCAGCAGAUAACUUGGAUCAAUUAAAAUAUAUUGGCAGUCUCCAAAAUUAAAUGAAAAACAUCUGGCUUAUAAGAAAUGUUAAAGAUUAUAGUCUUAAGUAAAAUUGGUGGUUUUUUUUUUAAUAUAUUUUUAGGGUGAAUACUAACACAAAAGGUAUGCUUUUCUAUUUCAUAUUGGUUUUCUUUUCUCGUUUAUAUAUGGACUUGUUUUUCCUCGGAGCCAGAGGAAAAGAUUUUCAGACUUUGUCUCUCUACUGUCCUUGAAAUCCAUCCAACACCCAGGGCUUCUUUUGAUCUACUCCUGAUGUCACUUUGUAUUAGAAAAACCACGUUUGGGUCCAUUCACUGUUAUUCUGCUGAGCCAGGCGAAAGGUAGAGCUAGCGUGCAAAUUUGCAGAGGUUUUUCUAAACAGUAGAAUAAUACAGUAUGUUAGCCAAAUCCAUCAAAAAGGACUUGUUUUAAGAGGUAAACUCAAAUUCUCGUAACAGUCUCAACAUUGGUAGGUCGCGAAAACCCUUCUGGAGAGUAAGUGGAGCCAGUCUCUGUUGGCUGAUGGGGCCCCCGAGGGCUGGUCUCUGGGGUGGUGGGUUGUUCGUUUCCAAGGAGGACCAGCUGUGGCCUCACAUGAUGGCUGGAGGUCACAAAAGGAGGAGAUGAGGGACAAUGUGUGCCACCCACGUGGGGAUGUGAGUGCCAGGUCUCCAAAAUUUCCUAGCCCCUGUCCCUUAGUAAUUGGUUUCGGUUUCUAAACAACUCCACAUUUGUAAAGACAGUAAAGUGGUGGGGACAAAGUUGAUGCUGUGUUUAGUUUUUUGGCGACCUCUUAAGCAGAAACAAAAAUCCAUUGGAACCUAUAAUUUGAGCCUGUUAAGUUCUUUUAGCAGUUGCCAUAAAUGCAUAUGUUGUGAGAUAAGAGCAUUGUUGAGUUUAUACUCAUUGAGUUCCGAUGUGGAGCAAUGAGAAAUGCUUUAUAUUUAUAGGCCAGGUAUAUCAUUACUUAUGGUAUCUCAUGCUUCAAAUCUCAAGUGAUACCUAUCUGGUUAAAUUCCAUUUUAGGAGAUUGAAAUGCAGAACAUUAACGUUCAUUACUUCCUUUCCUGAGAGAAAUGGAUUCAGACAUGUCUUGUCUCAACAAGAGAUUGUUUGUUUUUUUUUAAACCAUCUUAUUCUGUUGCCAGAUAUCACAAAAGUAAUGGGGAGUUUAGUUCACAUUUGGCUGUUGUUCUCUGAAAGGGCCUGGUUUGGAAUUUGUGGGGGUGAUUUCAGAGGGAGGUUCCAGAAAGCAGAGAGGUAUUUGUCAAGUUACCUACCCAAUAUCUAGCAUCUUACUCAUAAGUUUUAGGAGCUGCUUUUUUCCUGUACCUGUAUUCUACAUGUGCUCGUUGGGCAAAAUAUUAUGAUUAUUUAACUUCCUUUCUUUUUACUUCACCCUCAACUGUGAACGAGUGAUAUUAACAUUCCUUUUGUGUAUUCAGUAAUGGAGUUUGUUUACCUAUUUUAUUUCAGCAUAUUUUGAACAAAGAUCUUUGUCUCUUUCUGCUGGAAUGUGCACACAGUGAAUGUUUGUUAGAACUACACACAAUAAAGAUACUGUUUUCCUUUUCUU